Molecule: messenger RNA, 598 nt
Organism: Cottoperca gobio
Lineage: Eukaryota; Metazoa; Chordata; Actinopteri; Perciformes; Bovichtidae
Product: calmodulin-like protein 6
Exons: 4
Coding region: 162-458 (98 amino acids)
Cellular component (GO): myosin II complex
Molecular function (GO): calcium ion binding
Source: RefSeq, a predicted model, not a curated record
AGUCACUGUACCUCAUUCAACAAGACAGCCUACUGUCUCCCUUUUGCCCAGCUUAACAUCUGCCCUUUCCGAAGUAGGAUCACUCUCGUCCGGCCAUCGAACGACGAGAUGGGCGCGGUAACCCUGCAGUCAGCGCUGGGAAACCCCACGCUGCAGCAGAGAUGAAGGGUAAAGGGAAAUUUAACGGUGACAGUUUCCUGGUUCUAGUUUCACUGUACCACGAAAGAGCCAAGAACCAGGAUGCUGAACUCAGAGCGACUUUUAAAGUAUUUGACAAAGAGGCCAAGGGAUAUAUCGACUGGAACACACUCAAAUAUGUACUGAUGAAUGCAGGGGAACCACUUCAUGAGAUUGAGGCAGAGGAGAUGAUGAAGGAGGCAGAUAAAGAUGCAGAUGGAACCAUUGAUUAUGAAGAAUUUGUGGCCAUGAUGACUGGGGACUCGUUGAAAGUGAGCUGAAGAUCUUGUGGAUAUUCUGCAGCUGUUGUGACUGUUACACACAAUUAUAAAACAAGACAAACAGUGUAAUUUUAAUAAGUUUAGUCAGUAAGUUUUCAAUAUAUUUGUAGUUGUACAAAUGGAAAUGAGUGCAAUAAAUA